Saimiri boliviensis boliviensis (Bolivian squirrel monkey) is the source of this 1263-nucleotide messenger RNA. The record is from RefSeq and is a predicted model, not a curated record. NCBI's taxonomy places the organism in Eukaryota, Metazoa, Chordata, Mammalia, Primates, Cebidae.
AUGUCCUCACAACCAAUCCAGGAGCAAAGGGCCAGAGCUGGGUGGUCCAGAUGGAAAAGGAGAGAGAAUGAGAAGAAGGGAGGAAACCAGACAGCUGUGACGGAGUAUGUCCUGCUGGGGCUACAUAAGCACCGUAACCUGGAGGUGGUCCUGUUUGUGCUCUGCCUGGGUGUGUACUCCAUGAAUGUGCUGGGGAACGCCCUCCUCAUAGGACUGAACGUGCUGCACCCUUGCCUGCAUAACCCCAUGUACUUCUUCCUGAGCAACCUCUCCCUCAUGGACAUCUGUGGCACCUCCUCCUUUGUGCCUCUCAUGCUAGUCAACUUCCUGGAAGCCCAGAGGACCAUCUCCUUCCCUGGCUGUGCCCUGCAGAUGUACCUGACCCUGGUGCUGGGAUCAACGGAGUGCCUGCUCCUGGCCAUGAUGGCAUAUGACCAUUAUGUGGCUAUCUGCCAACCACUUAGGUACCAAGAGCUCAUGAGCAGACAGACCUGUAUGCGGAUGGCAGUGCUGAGCUGGGGGACAGGCUUUGCCAAUUCACUGCUACAGUCCGUCCUUGUCUGGCGCCUCCCCUUCUGUGGCCACAAUGUCAUCAACUACUUCUUCUGUGAGAUCUUGGCAGUGCUAAAACUGGCCUGUGGGGACAUCUCCCUCAAUGCGCUGGCAUUAAUGGUGGCCACAGCUGUCCUGACACUGCCCCCCUUCUUGCUCAUCUGUCUAUCUUACCUUUUCAUCCUGGCUACCAUCCUUAGGGUACCCUCUGCUGCAGGCCGACACAAAGCCUUCUCUUCCUGCUCAGCCCACCUCACAGUGGUGGUGGUGUUUUACGGGACCAUCUCCUUCAUGUACUUCAAGCCCAAGGCCAAGGACACCAAUGUGGAUAAGAUUGUCGCUUUCUAUGGGGUUGUGACGCCCUCACUGAACCCCAUCAUCCACAGUCUGAGGAACGCAGAGGUGAAGGCUGCUGUCCUAGCUCUGCUGAGAGGAGGUCUGCUCUCCAGGAAAGCCUCCCACUGCUACUGUUGCCCUCUGCCUGUCCACCGGCAUAGGCUAGCUGAGUCCUCAAAGCCCUCCAGAAUCUGCCCCUACCUGCUUCUUCAGCCUGAUUUUCCACUACACCCUUCACACGACUGUCCCCUCGCUACAUUAUCUGUCCUGCCCUACCCUCAUGUGUUUGCACCCUUGCACCACAUUCCCUAUGGAAAGUUUGCAGGACUGAACUGUCACUCAGAAGCCUUCAGAACAUCAGCAUGUGGGGAUUGA